This is a messenger RNA of Cydia pomonella (codling moth), 5817 nucleotides long. RefSeq names its product solute carrier family 2, facilitated glucose transporter member 8-like. Gene Ontology annotation, cellular component: membrane. Bases 438 to 1904 code for a protein of 488 amino acids. Gene Ontology annotation, molecular function: transmembrane transporter activity. The transcript has 9 exons. The record is from RefSeq and is a predicted model, not a curated record. Lineage: Eukaryota; Metazoa; Arthropoda; Insecta; Lepidoptera; Tortricidae. Gene Ontology annotation, biological process: transmembrane transport.
AUGGACGACGCUCGACGCAAGCGCACGGCCGUUCUCUUCACACUCGAAUUGACGCGCGAACUUUGUUUCGAGAAACGAUCAUUUUCGCUAAUUAAAAAGUAUAUUUUGACUCACUUUAUUGGAUUAUUUUAAAGUGAAAUAUUUUUUUGAAAACCGUAUAUUAUUACAGUUAAAAAAAUAUUUAUAUUUUAAUUAUAUAAAAAAAUAUAAGUGGAAUACUGUGUUAUUACUGUGAUAAGUGCAUAAUUGUUACACAAAUUAGUAAAAGUGCAAUAAACUGUGUAUUCGUUUAGUUUUUAUUUUUGUUCAUUAAAAACCGGUAACGGAAUAAUCAUAACAAAUCGACCAGUUUGCUAAAUUCUGCGCUUAUACGACAAAACCUGUUGAAAAGUACGAUGUGCCAUUGAGACCAGCAAACGGAACCGGAAGUAAGCGCCAUGCUUGCCGUACUGCCGCGCUGGAUAGCGCGGCUCCAAGAUGGAGGUCUCCUGAAUCAGCUUCUCAUGGCUGUCAUGGUGACCAUCCCAGUCCUCAACUUCGGCAUGCUAAUGGGCUGGCAGUCGCCCAUGACGCCGCUCCUCCAAUCGGAAGACGGUCCCGCGCCGGAACCGAUAUCGGACGACACCAUAUCGUGGAUGGCAUCCGUCACGUUUCUACCUCCGGUGUUUUGUGGAUGUCUGGUGGGGGAUCUGGCGGAUAGAUGGGGGAGGAAGAUCACUACUAUGAUGACUUCGCUCAUGCUUGUGAUAAGCUGGACUAUAACUAUGUUCUCACUGGCUCCAUGGGCGCUUAUAACGUCGCGCGCCGUCGCCGGUCUGGCUUGCGCUGGAUGCUAUGUGGUCACCCCACUGUACCUGAAAGAGAUCGCAUCAGACAACGUUCGCGGCGCGCUCGGCUCCCUCUUCAUCCUGUCCCAAAACCUGGGCUACCUGGUGGUCUACGUGGCCGGGGACCUCCUGUCCUUCGCCAGUGUAUUGUGGCUGUGCACAGCAGUACCAGUGCUGCAUCUGGUGGCGUUCCUGGCGAUGCCCGAGACGCCUGUGUUCCUGGUGAAACAGGGGAAGAUACAGGAGGCACGCGAGGCUCUAGCGUGGCUGCGUAAUACCAGCACAGACAACAAAGACCUGGAAGAAGUCAUCCAACAGCUGGACAGAGAAGAACAGCUGGCCAGGUCCAUGCAGAAGGCCACCUGGAUGAGCAUCGUGCGCGACAAAACGACCUUCAAAGCAUUCCGGAUAUCUCUCAACGUCAUGCUGUCUCAAGAGACUUGCGGUUACCUGGUGGUCCUCAUGUAUGCUGGCUCCAUCUUCGAGCAGGCCUCGGAGUCCAUCAGCUUGAAGCUCAGCCCUAACAAGCAGACUAUUGUGGUGGGAGGAAUACAGCUCCUUGGAUCUAUAGUGGCCAGCUGUAUAGUUGAGAAGACUGGACGAAAGUGGCUCCUCGCCGGAACUUCCUUCGCAACAGGGGUUUCCAUGCUGGCCCUGGGUGCCUGGUUCUACAUCACCAGCGUCGGCUUCUGGUUACCGGGCUGGUUGCCAGUAUUAGCCAUGUGUCUAUGCAUCUUUGCUGAUGCAGCCGGCUACCAGCCAGUGCCUUAUGUCAUCACUUCAGAGCUGUUCUCGUUCCAACACCGAGGCAUGGUAACCUCCUUCGUAAGCAGCGUGGAUGCUCUCAGCGACUUCCUUCAAACCAAGGCCUACGACCCCCUCCUCAAACUCCUCGGCAUCCACUGGGUCUUCGUCAUGUUCUCAAUAGUCUGCUUCCUCGGCACACUCUACACAGUAUUAUGGGUCCCUGAAACUAAGGAUCGUAGCGUAGAAGAAAUAUAUGCUAUUCUAGAGGAUUCUAGAAAGAAGGAGAAGAGGAAAGAUGUGGAGACGGGGAAGGAGGUGUGUCGGUUAUGAUUUUUUGAGUAGAUUGUGGGAAAGUAAGGACGCUAAGCACAAAGAAUUUCGUACUUUGGCCCGCCAUUUCCUCCUUUAUCGCACGCGCUGCAUGCAUCGCAUGAUUAUAUUGCUGUGUUGCUCACACAGUGGCAUUGAUCGCCGGUAUCAUCAGCGAGACAGCAAUAUAAUUAUGCCCGUGUGAUAGAGAUAGCAAAUUCAGGGCCAAUGUAGGACUUUUUUUGAUGUUGUCGUCCUUACUUUAGUGUGAUUUUCUGAGGUUGUAAAUGCCAUUUUUUUAUCCUGACCCCUCACUAAUGUCUUGUAAAUCUAUGACUGGACUGUGACUCUGUGAUCUGUGCAAACCAGAUGUCACUUACUAGAUGGAUCAUUUAAGACGACCUGAGGUCCGCUCAUUAGCGCUCUCAUACUGAAUAAUUAAGUAAGCCUGAUUACUCACUUUAUUUCAGGUCCGUGGUGAAUAAUUCUUUAUCAUCGUAUUUUCACGGAGACGCACGAACGGGUUAUGCUAUUUCAAUCAGUCGCAGUAUUAAGUACUAAGAUAGACUGAAGUAGCAUGACAAAUCGGAAAAAUCAUCCAUUUCUUCAAAGUAGCGUGAUAAGUCUUAGAAAAAAGUGUCCAAAUUGUAUACUUUUGUUAUGUCCAUAGAAAAGAAGCUGCUUUUUAGGGUUCCGUAGUCAACUUAGGAACCCUUAUAGUUUCGCCAUGUCCGUCUGUCUGUCUGUCUGUCAGAGGCUUUGCUCCGUGGUCGUUAAUGCUAAAAAGCUGAAAUUUGGCAUGGAUUUAUAAAUCAAUAAAGCCGACAAAGUCGUACAAUAAAAUCUAAAUUUUUUUUUUUUUGAGGGUACCUCCCCUACACGUAAAGUGGGGGUGAUUUUUUUUCUGCUUCAACCCUACAGUGUGGGUUAUCGUUGGAAAGGGCUUUCAAAACUAAUAGGGGUCUUCAACAAACAUUUUUUGAUUAUGUGAAUAUAUUCGGAGAUAAUCGCACCGAAAGAAAAAAAAAAUGUGUCCCUCCCCUCUAACUUUUGAACCAUAGGUCCAAAAAAUAUGAAAAAAAUCGUGGAAGUAGAGCUUAAGAAAGACUUUAAAUGAAAACUAUAGCGGACAUGAUCAGUUAAGCUGUUUUUGAGUUAUCGCAAAAAGUUUCCCCUUCAUAGUAAAAAGACUUUAAUUAGGUACUGAUUAUGCAAAUUUGCCUAUUUGUUUAACUCGCGUUUCAUCCCUUGGUUAACAAUUUACUAUACGUUAAGCUCCAGUUUAGCUUAUUGUGACGGAAGAGUAACUACGGAAACCUACACUGAGCGUGGCCCGACAUGCUCUUGGCCGGUUUUCUUGUGAUCUCGGAGUCCUUCCAAAAGCAAACUUUCGUGAGACAUAUUCUAAAAUUUUUAGAUACCACGGUUACACUCACCUUAAUUAUUCGUCGCCAUGGGCGACAUGUUUCGAACCCAUCGUGGGUCCUUCUUCAGGCUUGAGUGAACAUAACGCCAAUAGCGAUGAAUAAUUCAAGUGAGUGUAACCCUGGUAUGCUAGUUGGUAGUAGAUGGUACCCUAGAUGCUUUAUAAACAGUCUGUGGAUGGGUUCUAUGUCUGCAAAUCGUAGUAAGAACUCAUGUAUGAUUUGUUGUUUGUGUCAAAUGACAUCCAGUGAUUAACAUGAAUAGUGUUAAAACAGUGAGUACAUUAUACGAAUUAAAAGGGAUAAUGUCAUACAUAAGAAAGGGACAGCAUGAUUGGUCCCUGAAUUGCUGUACUCAUUCUGUGCUAUUGUUAUUAUAGCACGGUUCACUAUGUUAACGGCACCAAUCAUGGAAAAUUUAGGAGAAAAUUUGGAGUGUUUUUGAUAUUUCACCGACACCUGUAAAAUGUCUACCGCUUUACGCUUUAAAAGUUGAAUGUCCAAUUCGUCCUUUAUGUUUUCUAUGUAUUUAAUGAAAGCUACUGCAAUUGGUUUCAAUAUUAUUAACCAAUUAAAACUAUGGUUUUUUGCUCCAGUCAUGGAAUGUAUGGCGCCAUUCAUUUUCAAAAUAACAAAUAUCAAUGAAAAAUCAAACUUAAGCAGCUAUUUGGCUCAUGUUUAUGGUAAAAUGUUGCCAGCGAUUAAAAACUGAUGAUAAAUAUUUGUUUUACAAGAUUUGUCUAUACCAUUCCAUUACUGGUGCCUGUUCCAUUAUAGGGGUGUUUACUAUAUGGAUCUUAAAUAGUAAUUAGUGAGUACUGGUUGCCAUCGAACGAUAUUUUCAUAGGAAUUUGACGUUUGUGGUGACGCUUCCACACUGUCGCUUAAUUACUUUAGAUGCAGUCAAAGAAUUUGAUUUCAGUACCAUAUCGGUCCUUGUCGCAGCGACAACCAAUAUGAAGUCGCUAGUGACCUCAUACUAUUGUCACCGUGACAAGGUCCGAAAUGGUAGAUACGAAAUAUGGCGUUUAUUGCAAUACGGUUUGAUAAUUGACAAAAAUUGUGUUUACAGCCUAAUUAACUUAGAAAAUCACACAGAACCUUGUCGUAAUCGCAUUUUGCUCAAUCCACUGGUGCCUUAAUACGUAUGACGUAAAGUUUAAUAUGACAGGGUUCUUAGUUAUAUGACUCCUCUGUGCAUAGUAGACGUCCCACGAGACAGAGCAUAUAAGACAGCCAAUUAUCGGCGCAAACGUACUUAUUAUGCGAGUACUUACACAUUUAUACAAACUACAAGCCAGGACCAAAACAAAGGCGAAUUCUGAUUGUGAUAUUCGGUAAUGAUUAUGAAUUCGUUAUGAAUAUACAUGAUGAAUGUCAAAAUUGGUGUUUCUUUUUACACUGGCAUAUCAUAUCCAUAACAAAUUCAUAACCUGUAACAAGCAGAAUUAGCCUCCGGGGCAUUGAUUUUUUUUUAAUUAUACAUUAAAUGCCGUUGACUUCGAGGUAUCGCUAAGUGAAUUUAAGGAAACUAAAUGGUAUAGUUAAUUUAUUAUUAGUUAAUUUAUAUUAAUAAAAAAUGAUGUUUAUUCAAAAAUAAACAUCAUUUUUUAUUAUUUUUAUACAAAAAAUAUUAAAACUUACGUAUUGCGUUGUUAUAAUACGGGCAUUACAUUUAACUCAACCAAACAAUUGAAAACAACAUAUCUUGACAUAUCAAUUUCAUUUCGAACAUUGAUCGUCCGAGAUAUUAAUAACGUUUAGUAGAAAAUGUAUGAACUCUUACUAACCACUAAUCAAUAUGUAAACAGGCCCUAAGACAAGUGUACACGCUCGUAAAGGCCUUAUAAGAUUAUUGAUUAUCUCCGAAAUUGAAUUAAUUAGAAUAACGGUGUCUUUGAGAAAGUUACUUAAUUUAAGCUCAGAGAUGCACCCUUGAAAUUAACGAAAAAAAAACGGUUUAUAUUCUAAAAUGUAUAUGUACAGUAAAGGAAUUAAAUUUUUGCGCCUUAUCACAAGGACAGUCAAUAUGAAAACAGCUACGGCUCUAAUCGGAUUAUCACUGUGUCAAUGUAGAUACAAAAUGGCGUAGAAAUAUCAUUCUUUGACUUAAUUAUUGCAAAAUCUACAAGACGUAGGUACUUAUACAUUAGAAUGAGACUUGCUUUGUCUAUAUGGUCAAGUAUUUGAACGCACCGUGAUCACUACGACUAGUGUUUUUUUUAUAUUGUACUUAACUAGUAUUUUACAUUUGUAAGCUGAUUAAGAGCGCGUCUUUUAUGCACUAUUUAGUGGGAAGCAAUCUAUGACUGAGCAAUGAAAAUGAAUUACUUUGAAAGAACAAGGUGACCCAUUUUUAUUGCUUAUGAGGGUAUUUGAUCGAAUGUAUUAUAGAACUCGCUUCGCCUAAUGAUAACGAUUGUGAUAUUAUUGACGAAUUAAUGUUUAAUGUUGGUAUUUUUAUUUAUAAGUCUAUUUUUAUGACAUUAAAAGUAUUUUAUUUAUAAUGA